Molecule: messenger RNA, 1155 nt
Organism: Marasmius oreades (fairy-ring Marasmius)
Lineage: Eukaryota; Fungi; Basidiomycota; Agaricomycetes; Agaricales; Marasmiaceae
Exons: 8
Coding region: 49-1050 (333 amino acids)
Molecular function (GO): phosphatidylinositol transfer activity
Source: RefSeq, a predicted model, not a curated record
AAAAAAGGUUAGGCGGUUCGAGGUCAUCGCCCUUUGAUUCAGACCACGAUGUCGUCUGCCACUACGACCCAAAUCCUUACUACUCCAGCCCCUGGAACGAAAAUUGGUCCCGUUCACGAGUAUGACGAUGAACAGAAGGCAAAGGUGAAGGAACUGAGAGAGUACGCUGACAGUAUUAUGCUUCCCGAGACUGAUUCUUACUAUCCUUGGGAACUUCGAUGGUUGAACCAGCCAGAUACAAUUCCGAGGUAUAUAAGGGCGGCAAAGUGGAAUCUGGCGGAUGGAAAGAAGAGGAUCAAGGGAACGUUAGAGUGGAGGAGAUCCUUCAAACCCGAACUCAUUCCCCCUGAUGAAAUCAAAAUAGAGGACGAGAGUGGGAAAAUUAUCAUCGACGGCUUCGAUAAAGACGGGAGGCCAAUCAUAUACAUGCGUCCAGGAAGACAGAAUACAGAAACCAGUCCGCGUCAGCUGCGACAUCUGGUAUGGUGUUUAGAACGCGCCAAGGACCUCAUGCCACCCGGACAAAGCUCCUUGGUGAUCAUAGUCGACUACAAGUCCACGACUCUUCGCACUAACCCCCCCAUAUCUGUGGCUAGCAAGGUACUAACGAUCCUACAACAGCACUACGUGGAAACCCUUGGCAGGGCCAUUGUAGUUCGGCUGCCGUUGCUGUUAAGUUUCUUUUACAAGGGUAUUUCUCCGUUCUUGGACCCUGUCACACGCGAUAAAAUGCGCUUCAACCCCGAUCUGCUGGAGCUCAUACCGAAGUCUCAAUUAGAAGCAGAGUUUGGAGGUGACCACAACUAUGAGUUCAAACAUGAGGAUUAUUGGAAACAAAUAAUUGAGACGUGUGGUAUUGCACCAGACGGAACACGCGUUCGAGAAGAAAUUGCGCCCUCUACACCUGCCACUGUUUCGGCCAGGCAAAGCACCGAACUUUUUUCACAUGACAAGAGCGCGUCAGAAAUUGUAGAACGUAAAGAGGAAGCGUCUUCUCAUCCUGCCCAUGAACGGUCGGCGACUACGAACCAGUUGGUUGUGGGUGCAUAACCCUCGAUAUGGAUAGACGACUCAUAGAAGGUUGUAUUUAUUACUGUAAAUGUAUGUCCUGUCAUUUCACUUGUGCAGUUAUUGCAUUACCAUUGCCUUUGUCAA